Molecule: messenger RNA, 1869 nt
Organism: Lodderomyces pseudojiufengensis
Lineage: Eukaryota; Fungi; Ascomycota; Pichiomycetes; Serinales; Debaryomycetaceae
Gene: FGR38
Product: Fgr38p
Exons: 1
Coding region: 1-1869 (622 amino acids)
Molecular function (GO): protein binding
Source: RefSeq, a predicted model, not a curated record
AUGGAAGUAUUUCUCAAAUUACCCAAGGAAAUACUAUCAUUAAUUUUUAGUAACAUCAAAGAUAGAUCUACAAUCAAAAGCUUAUUAUAUAUUCCAGGUUUACAACAUAUCGCUUUAGAACGAAAAUAUCCAAAAUAUGAAAUAAAUAAUUACAAAAAUUCAAUUGAAACGUUAAUAAAUCUUCAUCAACAGUUUAAGUUUAUACCUUCAACAAUCAUUGGGAAUGUGAAACAAAUCAAUCAAUUAAUAAAUGAGCCAAAUUUCAGAUUAGUCAAUUAUGAGGUAAAGAUUUUGAAAACUACUAGAUUUACUGAUCUAGUCUCGAUCUCAGAUAAAGUUUAUAUUGUUGGCGUACACUUGAAUCAAUAUUUAGAACCUUUUGUUGGGUAUUUUAAAAAAGAUGAAAUUAAAUCAUUCCUAAGUUUUGUGGAAAGUACCUUCUUGCAAUCAUUGACAACAUCACAUUUGAAUAUAUUCACAGUUUCUUUUCCAAAAUCUUUGAAGCAGCUAACGUUAAAUGAAGGUUACAAUAUUGAAUUGAAUAUAAGUGAGUUACAUCAUCUCGAAUCAUUUGAUUGCAAAUAUCUUCACAAGAUGAGUACAUUGGAUAAUCUUCAGCUCCCAUUAUCUAUCAAAAAUCUAGCACUUUACUCUUGUGAUUUUAAAACUUUAGGUGAUUUAUCCAAGUAUUAUAAUCUAAAAUUACUCCAUAUAUCUUGCUGUCCUGAACUUUAUGAUUUAGGUGUUACAUCGUUUCCCGAUUCAUUGAAAACUUUCAAUUUCGUCAACAAUUUCCAUCCUGGUAAAAUAAACAAGUUAUUAGACGAAGAACGAUUUGACUAUAUAGCAAGUCGGCAGGUUCAUAUAGAUGGUAGGUUUAGGUUCCCUAGAAAUUUGAAGAAUUUGAAGAUUUGCGAUACUAUGCAGAGUCUAGAAGUAGGAGAUAUUAUGGUGAUUAGGAAGACACUUGAUAUUUUGGAAUUAAAUAGUAUCGGACAUCUUGAGCUAGACGAGCUUUUAGUCAGUUUACCAAAGAAAAUGUCCGAGAUCAUCAUAACAAAUUGCCGAGUUGUAGCUGAAGGUCAUGUCGAUUUUCCUGAGCUGGAGCGGAUUAAAUUUACCAACAAUGACGUAUGGUUUAAUUGUUUAGAUUCAAAUUUGAACCAAUUAAAAUCUUUGAAGGUGUUGGAUAUGUCAAACAAUUAUUGCUCAUGUGGCUCUGGUCUAUACCUACUUGAUCCAUUGGAAAUUUUAGCUAAUGUAAAAGAAAAUGUAUGUUUCGAUACACCCAAUUUGCAAAACUUAAUUUUGAAAAAGUCCAGGUUUGAUGGUUAUGAUCCUUAUGAAAGAAUUUUAUCUUUUCAAGUUUCAUUUAAAUGUGAAAAUUUGACCAAAUUGAAGAUGUUAAAUUUACGUGUCAAAUCAUUGGAUUUUGAUCAUUUUCCCAAUUCAUUAGAGGAAUUAAUAAUCAAUAAUUUAAAAUUGGAAAACGUUCAAGGAAAUAUUUAUAAGUUUGAUAAUUUAAAGAAAUUAGAUUUGCAAAAUAAUCAAAUAACUUACUCAAUGUUGAGUUCUCAAGAGUUCCCAUUCUGCUUAACGCAUUUAAAUUUGUCAAACAAUAAUAUUGAAAAUUUAAAUUGUUUGUCUUUAUAUAAAUGUAUUAAUUUGAAAGAUUUAAACUUGAGAGAAGUAACUUCAAAGGAUAAACCAAGAGGUGCGAGUCGAUUAAGGAAAUUACUUUUAAAUCUUGAUACUAAUAUCGAUGCAAUUUUAACAAACUAUGAUUUAGAUGUGAUUUUUGAAAUUGUCAAUGGAGUUGAAAAAAAUUCAAUUUUCAAGUCUAUUUAUAAAAAAAGAAGAAUUGGUUAA